CAGUAUCCGGAACUGCGACCAAAACACGACGAAGGUGGCCGUGUUUACGGUUUGCUUCAGCAGCUUUAGGCAGGUUCCCAAAUGGUUACAUGAUGCCUUACAGCGUAAAGAUUAACAGUGUGCUGAGGAGGAAUCACCUCCUGUCGUUCUGUGCCCAACACGGCCGCCGUCAUGGUGGAGUUUGGAAUUACGUGUACGAUUCGCUCUAUCGGGGGAGGGCCCUUUUCCGUUCCCUCUUUCGAAAAACUAAACCCGGUCCGGAAAUCGUCGAGACCGUAUUACCACGACUUCCCGAUCACGAGCGAUCCUUUUUCAAGAAAGCAGUGCUGCCAUGGGUGCGAGAUUCUCAGGCUGCUCAGCUGCGCAAAGAACGAGCGCGACAAUUAUUUGCAGGGGCGAGAAAAGUCGCCCCUAUGCUUGGACUAUGUGGCGUUUGCCUUGUGAAAGAACCGAGUCUACUGUCGAGGGAGGACCAACUGGAAGGCGUCUGUCAAGACAUCAGGGAUCUGCUAGGCAGUUUCCCAAGAGAGAAAAGUGAAAGCUUUUUGCACAAAAAGCAGCAGGUGAAAAUGGAGGACCUGGAAAUAGGAAAACCGCUGGGCAAAGGUUGCAAUGCCGUGGUCUACGGUGCCAGGUGGAAGAGUUCCGGAGCUGAAGAUGCAGACGCUGCCAAUAAGAAGACCCACUGGGACCUGGCAGUAAAAGUGAUGUUCAACUAUGAUGCCCAGUCGAAUGCAGCUGCCAUAUGGAACUGCAUGAAGAGGGAGUGUAUUCCAGCUCGUAUCAACCUGCUGUCGGAGUGCAAGACCAUGCUUCCAUCCCAUCCAAACAUCGUCAACAUGCUCGUGGCGUUUGCCGACAGGAUGCCCCUUCUUCCCAACGCGCAACAGCUCUACCCCAACGCUCUGCCCACCAGGCUGCAUCGCCGUGGCUACGGCCGCAACAUGACCCUCUUCCUGGUCAUGAAAAGGUACCACUGCACCCUGCGAGAGUUUCUCCGCAGCGGAGCGAGCCUGGGAGGCAGAGUAGCGCUUGCACUGCUCUGCCAGAUACUGGAAGGGAUCCUGCACAUCAACAGACAUGGCAUCGCUCACAGGGACCUCAAGACAGACAACUUUCUGCUAGACCUCUCAGCAGGCCCUACCAACCCGCAGUUGGCCCUCGCGGACUUUGGGUGCUGCCUCGCGGACAAUCCUUUCGGUCUCAGGGUGCCUUUCGUGACGGCGGACGUGUGCCGUGACGGGAAUCCUGCGCUCAUGGCACCCGAGGUGUCCAGUGCCGUUCCGGGCAUGUUCUCCGUGCUGGACUACAGCCGUGCAGACCUUUGGGCCGUGGGGACUUUGGUGUACGAACUGUAUGGUGCCGAGAACCCAUUCUAUGGGGGGCGGCUGGACAGCCGCACGUACCGAGAGGUGGACUUGCCCCCUCUUCCUGUCUCUGCUCCUCCGGUCCUACGGCGGCUGGUUUCGGACGUUCUCAAGAGAGAUCCAUCAAAGCGUCCCAGUGCCAGUGUUGCGGCUACGGUGUGUCAGCUGCUGCUGCACGCACCCUUGCGCCUGUUGGCAGGGCCCUGCGACAGCCAGAGUGCACUGGAGUGGCUGUGCAACCUUGCUGCGACCACCAUAUGGGAGCCAAAGGCAACACUCCAGCGGACAUUACUGGCCAGGGUUCAGCUGGCUACUGUACUCGAAGCCCUACAGUACAUCCACUCUUCGAGGGAGAGAGAUGACAUUGUGUACGAAGAGACUGAUUGUGAAGCCACUCUGUUUCUGGCAUGAUGGUGGAAAAAUAUUUUUGCAAAGUUCCGCCGUUUUGUAUUUACAAAUAGAACCGAGUGUCACACCGUGUUAGCAGCGACUCGAAGUUGUUCGCUUCACGUCCGAUAGCCAGGUGCCUUCUGUUGAACGAAAAAUAUGGAAGCACGAAAGAAAAACCUCGUUGAGAAACCUUGAAAGACAAGCUGUAUACCUAGGGCCUGACUUUUUCGGGUUUUAUUUUUUGCCAAAUUCGGGGGGUAAAUAUCGGGUGAUAUUUUUCAUUCGAAAAUUCGGGUGUAUUCGGGUUAAAUCCCGUUACGGCAUAUUCUGUCGUCAGGAAUUCGGGUGUAUUCGGGUGAUUUUUUUUUUUUUAUAAAAAUUUGUCUUAACAUGGAACUAAUGUUUAGCAAUGUUAUCAAACUUUAUUUUAAUGCACGCUUAUGAGUGUGCCACGCGACCCGGAUGUUUUCGGGUAGAUUCGGGUUAAACCCGAAUUUUACUGAUUUCGUUCGGGGGGUAAAUAUCGGGCGGAUACGGGUUUAACCCUAAAAAGUCAGGCCCUAUGUAUACCAUGCAAAUGUUUAGGAUGAUACGAAUCUUAAGAUGUCCCCUAAACUAACAUGACCUCAAAUCUCAUGAGCUGAUGAUCUUAAUGACGUUUUGGCAGAAGAGUAAUGGAAAUGUCGCUUUGGACUUAAACCAUCGGAGUUCUCCUUUUCGCUCUUAAUGCACUACAGAUGUCCUUAGCGUCACACUUCGUGGAGGCCUUAUUGCUGUGGGAGGUUACACCGAGUGUCAUUUAACUGAAGUGCACCUUGUUCUUCCUGCUUGCGUCAUUGCAUGGUUGUCAAGUAGGCAGUGCUCCAGUAAUUUUGUUACAGGACAUUAUAUAUUUUGUAGUAACCAGCCUAGAGAAUAGCGCCUGUAUUCAUCGAUUUUUUAAUGAGCAUUAAAGUACUGAAAACAAUGA
This is a messenger RNA of Ornithodoros turicata, 2727 nucleotides long. It is a transcript of the gene Pink1, whose product is annotated as serine/threonine-protein kinase Pink1, mitochondrial-like. Bases 90 to 1778 code for a protein of 562 amino acids. Gene Ontology annotation, biological process: positive regulation of mitochondrial fission; protein phosphorylation; regulation of apoptotic process. Gene Ontology annotation, molecular function: ATP binding; protein serine/threonine kinase activity. Gene Ontology annotation, cellular component: mitochondrion. NCBI's taxonomy places the organism in Eukaryota, Metazoa, Arthropoda, Arachnida, Ixodida, Argasidae. The record is from RefSeq and is a predicted model, not a curated record. The transcript is spliced from 8 exons.